CCAAAAGGCCCCGUCCUCAGGAUCACGCUGUGUUUCACCAUGAACGUUGCAGUAUCACCGAUGGCCAGUGAGGCUUCCUCCCCUAUGAUAACCUCUGUAACUCCCACCCUGGAGCCCGGCCUCGAUAAACACGAUGAUCCGGACCUGUGUGGGCCCAGCGUCAGCGGGGAUGGGCCGACCCAGAAACAAGAUCCCUACCGCAGGUACCAAAAACCUCCUCCUCUCCACACAGGGGCCGACUGGAAGGUGGUCCUCCACCUGCCGGAGAUAGAGACCUGGCUAAGGACCACGACAGAGAGAGUCAGAGAUCUCACACACUCUGUGCAGCAAGACAGCAUCAAUAGACACGUGGAUGUGCACCUGGUGCAACUCAAGGACAUCUGUGAAGACAUAUCGGAUCAUGUCGAGCAGAUCCACGCGCUGUUGGAGACCGAGUUCUCCCUGAAGCUCCUGUCCUACUCUGUGAACAUCAUAGUGGACAUCCGGAGCGUGCAGCUCCUGUGGCACCAGUUGCGAGUGUCCGUGUUGGUUCUGAAAGAGAGACUUCUCCAGGGCCUCCAGGACUCCAACGGCAACUACACCCGCCAGACUGACAUACUGCAAGCCUUCAGCCAGGAUCACGAUGAGGCUCGGCUGGAUGCUUUGACAGAAGUGGAUGACUCUGGCCAGCUUACCAUUAAGUGCAGUAAGGACUACUUCUCCCUCGAUUGUGGCAUUACUGCUUAUGAACUGAGUGACUACAGUCCCAUUGAAGACGCAGAAGGUCAAGGGCCACGCUCCCUUUAUCCCGAGCUGGAGCAAGACUUUCCAGAACUGCUUCAGAGUGUGGAUCUCCUCAACAUUGCAGCCUCUAGACAGAACCAGGUGUCAUCUUCAUCUGCAGAAGCGCCUGUUACUUCCACCCAGGAACCUCAAGAGACAAUCAGUGGCCCCACCGAAGAAGAAAGUACACCGGAUUCAGCAAUGCAGGGAGAUAGCAGCUUUGCCCUUUCCAAACGCCCUCUUCAAGGUGCCAUUAGGAGUGAUGUUUCUCCCACACAGCCUCUGCCUAAAAAGCCCAUGUACCUGGAGGGUGAUGGAAACACAAGGUUCAGUAGGCCUUCACCUCUCCAGUACCAGGCUGACUUGAGCAGAAGCACGCCAUCUCUUCUGGAUACACCGGAUCGCUCAAAGUUCUGGCUGGAGCUGGAAUCAGUUUAUCCAGGCAAUGGGAGUCAAUCCUACGAGAGUCUCCAUGCUAUGAACGGUAGGAACUUGCGAAUGGGUCUCAAGAGACCAUCCGUGCCUGGUGAAGUCCCACUGGAGAGACGCUCAUCUGAGGCCGUGCAGGGAUUACAGACACAGAAGCACUUGACGAACUUCAAGACUAUGCACUCCAAAGCCAAGCAGGCUUACAGUGACUCUUCCAGCCCACCGCCAUCUUCAGGGGAGGAGGUCUCAGACCACGACGCACGGGAAAUGUCCUCUAGCCCCGGCGAUCAAGCUCCCACCACAGGCUCUCUCUGGAUUGUUAACCAAAAUGCUCUGCAAAUCUCUAAUGCUUCAGACAGCCCCAAAGAGCACUGGUAUGGUUCGGAUGAGUUCCUCGCUCUUCCAGCCCAGCUGAAAAAGACAGAAAUGUUAGCGAUGAAGCUGGAAAACCUUGCUCAGGCUUUACCGCAAAGAGGCUUGCAAGAGUCCAUCCAGGACGUGGAUGACUGGGAGCUCUCUGAGGUCAACCCUGAUUGGGAGAGCAGCUCCGAUCUUCUUUUGCUUCACCCCUAUAAAAAGUUCUCCCGAGCCGGGCGCUUUUCACCUACCUCCUCGAGCGACAUGGCUCCUUCUCUUGAUGACAGCAUAGAGUCUGGGCCCCUCAGUGACCUGUUGUCCGAGGACGAAGGGGCGCGAAGUACACCAGAGUCCAGGGGAAGAAACAUAUCGACUGGACGGCCCAUUGCACCAAAGAUUGUUUUCCAAUGCACACCCUUGAUACAGCAGCUACUAGCAGAUAUUCAGCACAAAGAGAACUACCACAAUGUCUGGGCGAAGAUUGAGGGUUUUGUCAGCAAACUGGAUGAGUUCAUCUGUUGGCUGAGAGACGCUCUAGAAACCACAGACAACUGGACGCCACCCAGAGCUGAUAUCGACAGCCUCAAACUCUACCUGGAAACUCACCUUAGUUUCAAACUCAACGUGGACAGUCACAGCGCUCUGAAAGACGGUCUCCUGGAGGAGGGAAGGCAGCUCCUGGAACUCAUCACCUCCCACAAAUCAGGGCUGCGGGACAUGCUCCAUAUGAUAUCCCACCAGUGGCAGGAGCUCCAGAGACAGAUCCGCCGUCAGCACAGCUGGAUGCUGCGCACACUGGAUGCCAUCAAAACCCACAUCCUGUCCAGCGAGAGGGACGAGGAAGAGCGGGAAACUCACAGUCAUCACGGCAGCCCCAAGCAAGUGGAGGUCCGACAGAGCUAUCGGGAGGCUCAGAAAGAUGUUCUGGAUCAGAUGACAGUGAAACUUAAGAACCAACAGUACUGCCCCAACAGCAGAAGUGUCGACUUCACCCUGAUGUCCAAGUCCAACAGCCUAUCAGAGUUCGAGGCAGAGUACCAGGAGCUCUGGGAUUGGCUGAUGGACAUGGAAUCUAUAGUGACGGACAGCCAUGACCUGAUGAUGUCAGAGGAACAGCAGCAUCACCUGUAUAAGGGGAACAGUGUGGAGAUGUCCAUGUGGCUUCCCAAGAAGACUCAGCUUCUGGGCUGGUCUGAAUCCCUGAAGAGGAGCGGCACUGAACUUCCUGCUGACUUUGACCAGCGGCUGACGGCCCUCAGGGGCAAAUGGGAUCAACUCGAGAAAACCCUGGCGGAGCAUGUGGAGCCCAGUGUGGGCCAGCGGAGUCAGCGUGAACUUCUCUCUCCAGACACCAAUAGGAUGGUGACCCAGCUGGAGAGCCGGAUAAAGGAGUUAAAGAGCUGGCUGAGAGACACCGAGCUCUUCAUCUUCAAUCUGAAUCUCAGACCAGACGCACAACAAUGUGAGGGCAGCACGCAGGACGCUGAUGCCAUCAAACAGCUGCAGCACUUCAAGGCUCUGUGUAUGGAGGUGCGGGGCAGACGGAAGGGCAUUUCCUCCGUGCUGAGGCUCUGUCAGAGGCUGCUGGAUGGGCCUGAACAGCAGAGCUCAGAGGCAGAGCACCAGUCACUGCAGCUGCUGCAGGUCAACCUGGAGAGACGUUGGGAGGCCAUCGUCAUGCAGGUCCUUCAGUGGCAGACCAGACUGAAACACUCGCUGGGCAGAGACCAGGUCCCUGGGAACCUCAUUGAGCCUUCGCUUAUGGACCUCCAUGGGCUGGCAGAAGAUUCUUGGGAGUGGGACGAGAUGGACAUGACUAUCUGCAAUCUGGAGACACAGGACUGUGAAGAUGAACAAAAUCCUGAAUCUAAAUCACACCUUAAUUCCCCAAAGGAGCCUUUGAAUCUCACAGAGUCAUGCCCAAAUGAAAUGCGGUGCGGAGCAGCCUUGAGCACAGCAAAGUCGAAUGGCUCAUCUUCCUGUGUUUAUCAGGUGUACAGUCUGGAUAAUGUUGAACUCUACCAACAACCCCAAUAUAAUCACAAAUCAUUUUCAUCCAAAGUCCAGCCGUCACUGCUGAAGAGCCUGAGCAUGGAUUCCUCCUUCUCCUCAGCUGAAUCUCUACCUGAUAUCUUGGGAGACCUGUUGAAGGGGAAGCACAAGCUGCUAUCGAAUUCAGCCAAGAGAUCAGAGAGCGAAAGUGGGAUAGUAAGUGAAGGGGACACGGAGACCACAGGUAACUCUGAGCUGUGCCUGCUGUUCCAGAGUGAUGAUCCAAAAGUUUGCGUUACUCUCACCCCUCCGAACACAGAAGAUUCACUCAAUGGAGACAGAGUCUCAGAUGAAGACAUAGACAGAGUUUUGGAGCGCGCCAACAAGUGUGCUGAAUACGUCGAUAGUCUUAGCACUGGGAAGAGAGACCAGAGAUUGCAUAUCAUGAGAAAGAAAAGAGAAGAUGGUGGAGAAAACAGGAAGAAUCACCACAAGGAGCCGGUGAAGAUCCUUGCCAAUGACCUUGAAUUAAGCCAACAGGCUAAUGAAAAAAAUCUCAACAUGAGCAGAGAUGACGAGACGGUGACCACAAACCAAAAGCUCCAAAAGGAGUUUGCACAGCUCUCCCAGGGGUCUUCCCUUGACUCCCUUUACGCAGUAGGAGAAUUAUUCCCAUCAAGCAAAGAGACACUAACUCGUAGCACUUCACUGGAAAGUUGGCUCGCUCCAUGUAAGAGCACGGAGGACGCAGGGAGUAAGGAAAGUCUGAGGGACAUUGGAUCGACUGUGGAGCCAACAGGAGAACUCAGCAGAAGAACUCUGGAUCUUCUAAAACGCCUUGAGAACAUCCAAAGCCCUCUUGCUCUGAAGAUGACACGUAGCGUCUCUGACGUUACGCUCCAGAGCAGCUCGCUGUGGCGUGGGUCACGCUCAGCUGGCGCUCCGUCCUCCAUUAACGAGAGCUCAGCAGCCUCCCUGACAGAGCUGAGCAGCACAGAGGACUUGUCCGUGGCAUCCGAGGACCUAGCCGUGCAAAUGAACCGCUGCACCGCUGCUGAUUCAAAUGCGUCCUUCCGCAAACAUUGCCGCAGCCAGCAACAAACCGACGAGACUGACGCGAGCAUCAGUAUGGUUGUCAACGUUUCCUGCACUUCAGCCUGUACUGACGACGAGGAAGACAGCGAUCUUCUCUCAAGCUCCACUCUGACGCUCACCGAAGAGGAGCUUGGUAUUAAAGAUGAUGACUCGAGUGUGACCUCAGAGGAAGAAUACAUUGAAGGUUCCUUCACUCUCGGGUUGGAUUACAUAAAGGAUGAGUUUCAAAGCUGGAUAAAGCCUAGAUCUCAGAGUAGAGAGAAAAACGAGGCAGAUCUAGUGGAUGAACUGCAGUGUGGCACCCUGUCUAGAGACAUCCUGUCACCCAUUAAGACUACUAACGAUCGGCAGUUUCUCAGCCGGUCUGCGCUGAAACUCUUGGAAGCCAACACUAAUGCUAAAAACGAGAGCCUCAAGCAACAGGAGGUGGACGGAAACCGCCGGGACGCCACCAGGAGCUAUAUCAGCCGCUUCGUGGAUGACAUGGAAAACGGCAAUGUCGAGAGCUCUCACGUCAAAGGGAAGGAUGAAGACGACGAGCUGCUGAGAGAGGAGGGAAGUCUGCUGACCAAGAAAGGGGAGUCAUUUAAAGGCUCUAUCAAUGACGUCAAAAGCAAUAUGUUGACCGCCAGCUCUCCUCCAUCCUCAUGCGAACAGAGCUUGAGCUCCCUGGAAGGACAGUUAAAAGGUGAGCUGCCCUGUCACAAUUUCCGCCGUCCCUCCCCCACCAUCUCUCCCGUAGAGGAGUGCGCUCACGCUCACAGCCGACAGAAGCAGCUCGCUGCCUUCCUGAAUGACGUCCACGAGAACAAUCAAGAAAGCUGCUCUUCAGAGAGCUGCAGUCCCCCUGCUUUCAUGUGUGAAGAGGCCAAGAGUGACAACGUCCAUGACUUUGUGAUGGAGAUCAUUGACAUGACAUCUGUGGCCCUGAAGACCAAAGAGAUGCAGGGAGAGCAGCCGACGGAGGUACGUAGCCCAGCGUCUGUGUCUCAGAUCAGAGAGAAGGUCCUCGAGCACUCCCAUCGGCUUAUUCAUUUGCGGAAGGGCGACUUCUACUCCUAUCUGUCGCUGUCCUCGCACGAUAGUGACUGCGGAGAGGUCAGCACCUGUGCGGAGGACAAGAGCAGCAGCCCGAUCCUUUCGAGCACGCCAGAUAUCCGCGACGAAGAGCCGCUCUUCGAGGCCUGCACGGAGGAAGUGUACCUGGGCCCUCCUCUCUGUUACAGCAUGUCCAUUAGCAAACGGCCCACGAGACACAAGCUAAUAGAGGCCCUGGGUCUCCGGAGCCCGGGUUGCGAUGAAUACCAAAAAGCGCAUGGUAUUUCUCAAGGAAGUGUAGCUGGUAGCCAGUCAGAGUGCCAUAAUGAGGCGCCUUAUCUUAAUCCUUUACCAUGUGAAACCCCAAUAGAUACUGUUGAAUGUUUUGCAGAUACUAAAAUGCUUGAAUCCAAUAUUUCCCCUGUAAUGACUAAGAUAAGAGUCUCUUGCUCCACUACAAAUCCUUUAAAAGAGGAUGGCAGCCUUUAUAUUAAUCCCAAAAUUAACUGUCCGCUGAUAAGGAAGACUGAUAGCGAUGAAAGGGCUCCUGCUUCACAGUUGAUGAAACAGAAGAACGUUGGGAAAGGGCGCCGCUCUCCACAGGAAGCCAAGUCGACUCAUAAACAGCUGGCAAGGUCAGAGAGCAUCAGUGGUGUUGUGGAGGGCUGCAGGGCUCAGAUCAGCGGUCCACAGACAGAUAGCUCAUCUAUAGGAAGGAGUAGAGUCAGCAGCAAGCCUCAGGUCAAGAGAUUCACUGGAAGUCUAGCCACCCCUGUGUGUAAACCCUGACUGCGCUGGUGAAGGCUCUGAAGUCUCAAACACCACCUCUGGAUGGUGACGUGGGGGUCUGGAACGGACACCUAACUGGAUGUUAGUGCAUGGGCCAUUAGUCUGGCACUUUAGAGCUCGAAGUCCUUCAUCCUCAGCACCCUCAUCCUCUUCCUCCUGGCUGCUUUACUAUUUACCUUUGCUGACCUUACCCCUCCAAGCUCCACUCUUGACUGAGCUACCUCACCAGUCUUCCUCCAUCUCGACCCUAACGCUUCAACAUGGUAGACUACUCACAAGCCUCUUCUGUCAUAUUCCUGAUGAUACUAGACCUGAUCAACCAACUAGCGACAUCCAAACAGGCUCAAGUAUUUGGUGCCUAAGCAUAGAGGUACGUUACCUGAGGGUCGCCCCCAUGAAUCAGUAAUGCGGUCCUGAUCAGCCUCGAACGAGAUAGGUCACCCAAACAGGCUUCACGUUCCUCUCUAGCCGAGUGACGUAACGCCACAGUUUCUAUGCAACACGACGGUUGUGUGAUGUUGUGUGGCAUGUGAUCAUCUUUUGGCAGUUUGAUGCGAUACCAUUUUUUUUUUUUUACUCCCUGAAAAACAAAGAAAUGUAUAAACAUUUUGUGCCUUGCAGUUGCUACAUUUUGUUAAACACUGCUUCACCCCAUUGUGUGUCCUGCGAUCGGUGAGAAAGCAGACGUGCGGCAAGGCUGAUAAUGACGAAUGGGCAUCUGUAAAUAUGUGAACUCUACGUUCAAACCUUGGUGUAUAAUGAUGUCAUAUUACUUCAUGUUCGUGUUACUGUUUGUGUUACGUGACGUGGAUAAAUAGCUACUGUUAGACUGCAUGGUGAACUAUGUACAAGAAAACUUCCAUAAAUAAACAUAAUUUAACGACUUUGUCA
Molecule: messenger RNA, 7353 nt
Organism: Pimephales promelas (fathead minnow)
Lineage: Eukaryota; Metazoa; Chordata; Actinopteri; Cypriniformes; Leuciscidae
Gene: akap6
Product: A-kinase anchoring protein 6
Cellular component (GO): sarcoplasmic reticulum; perinuclear region of cytoplasm
Molecular function (GO): protein kinase A binding; transmembrane transporter binding
Source: RefSeq, a predicted model, not a curated record